ACGCUUUACGGCUAUAAAACAAGGCGGCCGCGCCCCGUCAGCUCAUCCGGUUGGUCUCCUAUCGUCUCCUUCCUUGGGCCAAAAGCUCCCCAGUCCCCACUGCUGCUGCUCCCUUCUCCAGUUCUCCGCCCGUCGGUCAGCAGUUCUCGCCUUCUCGGUGAUUCAAUGGCCUCACCUGCGAGACCGGCUGAGUCCACUGGCACAACCCAGGAGGAAGCCGCCGCCCGCCAGUCGCUCAUGGGGAUCUCCCAGUCCGUCCCGGCGGCAGGGGAAGCUCUGAGCGACAAAUCGCCCAACGGCCACAUGGAGCAUGGCGGGCAGGACAACACUGCGGCGGCCGACAAGUACAGGUCGAUGCUCAUGUCCAUCUCCAACCAGUCGCCGGAGGCGCGCCAGCAGCCCACGCCGUGCCCGCACACCAACGGCGUCGCUUAAACUUAGACCUCUAAUAACACUAGUACUGUACUGAUUUGCCCUGCAACUGUGGAUACUAUUGUGGGACAUUGGCCUUAAAUAAUCGGGAUGUAUGUGGGGGUGCUCGGUGAUGCAAUACGUAGUUGCAUGCAAGAGCCUUGCUUCUUCGAUCUUGGCCUGAAAUGUUUUCGUGUGUAAAUUGGCGGAUAGCCAUUGUCUGAAGAUCUGCAUAUGCGAUGUGCUGAUCAUUCACCA
This is a messenger RNA of Lolium perenne, 669 nucleotides long. RefSeq lists its product as uncharacterized. The record is from RefSeq and is a predicted model, not a curated record. Lineage: Eukaryota; Viridiplantae; Streptophyta; Magnoliopsida; Poales; Poaceae.